AUGACCAACAACAAAGCCACCAUCGCCCGGCCCAAGAAUGCUCCAUCGUCAAAGCAACAACAGACAUCUGCAAAGAGUAUUCCAAAGGCUUCCAAAAACUCGGGGCAACAUCCACCAAAGCAGUAUGCUCGGCAAAAGAAGAGUAACCAACAACAACAACAACAGCCUAGCAAACCUCACGUGACCAAGGCAACGACAACUGCUACCCAGGCUCCUCCUACCACUGCUUCCCCAUCCCCUCGCUCAAACAAGAAAUCCAAACAAGAAUGGGAUGCUCUCAAGAACCAAAAGCCUGUAUCGAAGCAUCAACAGCAACGCAAGCCCAAUGUCAUGUCAUCCAAGGCUCGUCGUGUGGAACGAAAGCGUGAUAUCGCUUCAAUGACUGAUGCUAUUCAGAGUUUGGAUUUGAGUUCAAGUCCCCCUUGCAGUUCAAGUGAUUCAGAUAACUCUGAGGCUAUCCAAGUUAGCAACAAGAAGAAGAUGAACAAGCAACGGUCGACCACCAUGUCUAAACCUGGCCCAGCAGCUUUCCCCCCAUUGAAGAGAAACCAACAACGUCGCUCCAACAACAACAACAACAACAACGCUACUACCUCUUCCGCUGCCAAAGUCUACUGUGGACCAUGCUUUAGCAAUGCCCCAGCUCCUAGUGCAUUACCUAUUCCUGCUUUCAACCCGUCAUCGCCUACCUCUUAUCAGCAGCAACCCUACGUUCAUUCUACUUAUGAUCACGACGGUGUCUUUGCCAUUGAGGAUUAUUCACUUCAACAACAAUCCCAACAAUUGAUGAGCUUGCUCACGCCUCGCCAUCCUCAACCUCAUCAACCCAUGAUGCCAGCCACCAUGAUGACAGGACAUCAUCCUCAUCCUGAUACGACCGAGCAAAGACUCUCUGAAAUCCAACGUGGUUUGAGAUCCAUGCUAAAGAUCUCCACUUGA
This is a messenger RNA of Lichtheimia ornata, 939 nucleotides long. RefSeq lists its product as uncharacterized. The coding region runs from base 1 to 939 and encodes 312 amino acids. The transcript has 2 exons. NCBI's taxonomy places the organism in Eukaryota, Fungi, Mucoromycota, Mucoromycetes, Mucorales, Lichtheimiaceae. The record is from RefSeq and is a predicted model, not a curated record.